GGGAAGCCGGCCUGGAGCGGCGGGCGCUGCAGGCUCGAGGAACGCCCCGCUCCUUCGCGGCCCCGGGCCGAGAUGCGCGAGCCGGCCCCGCGGAGCCGGCCGGGGGCGGGGAGAUGAGCGGCGGCCCGGCAGCGGCACCCCAGAAUGAGGAGGGACGCGCCGCAGUGCCACUGGGAACUGGCUUUCGAGUGAAGUAGGAGUCUCCGGCCGUCCGCCUGCACCCAGCCGCUCGGCGCCGCGGCCGCUCAGCCAGUGCUAUGGCCGGAUCCGGCGCGUGGAAGCGCCUCAAAUCAAUGCUGAGGAAGGAUGAUGCGCCGCUGUUCUUAAAUGACACCAGCGCCUUUGACUUCUCGGACGAGGUGGGCGACGAGGGGCUUUCUCGGUUUAACAAACUUCGAGUUGUGGUGGCCGACGAUGGUGCCGAAGCCCCGGAAAGGCCUGCUAACGGGGCGCACUCGGCCCUCCAGGCCGACGAUGACUCCUUGCUGGACCAGGACUUACCUUUGACCAACAGUCAGCUGAGUUUGAAGGCGGACCCCUGUGACAACUGCAGCAAGCGGAGAGAGUUGUUGAAGCAGAGAAAGGUGAAAACCAGAUUGACCAUUGCUGCCGUUCUUUACUUGCUUUUCAUGAUUGGAGAGCUUGUAGGUGGAUACAUUGCAAAUAGCCUAGCAAUCAUGACAGAUGCACUUCAUAUGUUAACUGACCUAAGUGCCAUCAUAUUGACCCUGCUUGCUUUGUGGCUGUCUUCAAAAUCACCAACCAAAAGGUUCACUUUUGGAUUUCAUCGCUUGGAGGUUCUGUCAGCUAUGAUUAGUGUGCUGUUGGUGUAUAUACUAAUGGGGUUCCUCCUCUAUGAAGCUGUCCAAAGAACUAUCCACAUGAAAUAUGAAAUAAAUGGAGAUAUAAUGCUCAUUACUGCAGCUAUUGGAGUUGCAGUUAAUGUGAUAAUGGGGUUUCUGUUGAACCAGUCUGGUCACCAUCAUGCCCAUUCCCACUCCCUGCCCUCAAAUUCUCCUACCACAGGUCCCAGAUGUGGACACAACCAAGGGCAGGAUAGCCUGGCAGUGAGAGCUGCAUUUGUACAUGCCUUGGGGGAUCUGGUACAGAGUGUUGGUGUGCUAAUAGCUGCAUACAUCAUACGAUUCAAGCCAGAAUACAGGAUUGCUGAUCCCAUCUGUACAUAUGUGUUUUCAUUACUUGUGGCUUUUACAACCUUUCGAAUCAUAUGGGACACAGUAGUGAUAAUUCUAGAAGGUGUACCAAGCCAUUUGAACGUAGACUAUAUCAAAGAAGCUUUGAUGAAAAUAGAAGAUGUGCAUUCAGUGGAAGAUUUAAAUAUCUGGUCUCUCACUUCAGGAAAACCUACUGCCAUAGUACACAUACAGCUAAUUCCUGGAAGUUCAUCUAAAUGGGAGGAAGUACAGUCCAAAGCAAAGCAUUUAUUAUUGAACACGUUUGGCAUGUAUAAAUGUACUAUUCAGCUUCAGAGUUACAGGCAAGAAGUGAACAGAACUUGUGCAAACUGUCAGAGUUCCAGUUCCUAACUGUGUAUAUAUGAGAGACUGCUGCCUUAUUUAUCCUGCAGUCACAGAUGUGAGAGCAAUAAAUGCACACCUGAGUGAGAAAUGGAAUCCCUGACAGCUGUGUCACUAUCAAGCACCGGUCUCUCAAAACAGACACUCCAGCCUGCCAGUGCUAGUUUCUGUUUAAUGGUAAGAUGAGACUUCACCAUGCUUCUCGUAUGAAGAUGUUUCUAAAACACUGUUUACAGAAUGAGACAUGACUCUACAGAUACCUCACAGAAGACAAUCCAAGACCGUACUUCACUAAUUAUGACAGUACAUGUCUUAAAGAAAGCAUCAAGAAUUCAGUAUUUGCAUUUAAAAAUCCUUUUUAAAGACCAUUUUUAUAUCAAGCCAGUGCUGGAAAACUGAUUUUUUUUUUUAUUAUGUAAUCUUGAACCCAGCUUCUUGAAUUUGACACCCAGCUCUCUUUUUACCAAAAUUAUUUCUCAAAGUACUACUAAUUAUCCAGAGAGUGGAAUAAGCAUGUAUUCCUAGAGUUUCAGAAAUGUUUUAUUUCACAAAUAAGUUUGAAUCUUAUUGUUAUAAUUUGUAAUCAACUUUUUCCAGAUAGUACAGGGUUUUGUAUCUCAAAGUUAGCAUUUUUGGUUAUUUGUAAUCUUAUCAGAAUCAAAUAUUUACCUAUUGUGGCCACUGAUACUAAAUUGUUUAGGAGAUAUUUUCUGUGUUAUUCUGAAUAGCAGAAGUGAAUCAUAAAUUCAAAUUAUAAUAUGAUACUUUGAAAAAAAAAUGGAGUGAGAAUGGGGUGUGGGGUUUCAGAUUUAAGUCUUCCUGAAAUCACUUGUUCAUGGAAUUAUUUUAAGAACAGCAAGAGACCACAGAAGGUAAACAAUGACCCUCUGUCCUUUUAAAAACUGCCUUGCCUUUUGUACAGGAAGUUGCUUGGUACCUUCCUUCCUGCUUCCAUGCCAGUUAACCUGUGGGAGCCCUUUCAGGGUAGAACUCUGGGCAACUAAGUUUCAGUGUGCCCUCCACCUCUCCUGUAGACCAACCACCUUCCUCCAGGAAUAAUUUCGGAUCAAUGACACAGGUUCCAGACACUGGGUUCCAGACACUGGGUUCCACGGACUCCAGAAAUCCUAGGGUAUAACUUUGAAGUUUUUCCAAUAAUAAUAUCAUAACAGAAAUGCCCAGAGGGAUUGGGGGAAGAUAUUACUCUGAGAAGACAAAAUUUUCAAGGGUUUUUGACCUUGUGUGUUCUUAUGUUUUGAGGCAGGGGAAUGGGGAUGGACAUUAAAUCUGUUGUGGGGAGGCUAAGCAUAAAAGUUUUCAGAGCAGAGGCAACUAAUUGGUAACAAGAGGCAGCUGUGAAUAUUCAUGUUUCAUUUUGCAACUGUUGGUUUUGAGAUUAUCUUUAUGCAUGUUAGAAAUCCAUUUUCAAGAAGAACAGUUUCUUAUACCAAGAACAGAUACGGUCCUUUGACUCCUCAGAAUCAGAGUACAGCAGCAGUGUACCAAGCAAGUUGUGAACUGAAAUCCUAGAUGGGCAUGCAGAUGACUCCUGAUAUAAAUGAACAGGACACACGCUUUAUCUUUCUGCCAAAUACCUCACUAUGUAAUAAACCUAAGAUAAAACCUGGAUUUACCCCAAAAAAGGGUUGAUGAGGAUUAAUGGUUCGUAAUAAAACCUCGUGUUUGUUAAAUAUUAACUUUAUGAGAUUCUUACUGUGAAUCUAUUUAAAAUAAUGAUUUGAAUUUUUCAAAAAUUUCAGUAGCACAUAAGCUGUUGAAAUCAAAAUAAAUAUAAAAUUAAAAUACAGAGGGCAAGUAAGAAUAAAUGGGAGGCAUUUCAGUGGACAUUUGGGCACUUGUAGACUUUGAGCACUUAGCAAGAGAAGGAAAAAGAAUAUGCAUUAAUUAUGCUAAUGGAUUUCCCCGUAUUUGCAAAUUGUUCCUUAUAGCUACCCAGCUUGUUUCUUAUAAAUUUUCCUUUAUCUUAAAUAGCUAUAUCUGACUUAUCAUAAAUAACCCAUUCCUUGGAAAGUUACUUGAUGAAACAGUCUGAAAUACAUUUGAGGAUUGAAAGGAUCCUUUUGUAAAACGCAGAAAGACCAAAAACUUUUAUAAAUCUUAUAGUGUUCUCCUUAAAAUGAGAAACACAUGAAGUUUUCCUAUGCUUUGCUUUUUGUAGCAAGAACUAUAGACUUUGUACUGGUACUUCACUGGGAGUGUAAGAUUUGAGGAUUGAUAGAUUUAACUUGUAACUUAUAAGACCCACAGAGAAGGAUGUGAACUUAGCAGAUAUGACCAGGAAUUGCACAGUUGGUCUGUCCUUCCCCCGCCUAGUUACAGCCCCUAGUUAUACUCCUCAGCCAGCUCUCAAAAAGGGCUGUCCAUUGUCCAGCAAAGGCAGUGGCUGUUUGUAUAAACACCUAGCAUUAUUAAUUUUGCAUAAGGAAAACAGAUCACAACAUAAAAACUGGGCAGUUCUUCAGUGAGGUGUAUUUUGGUUAUCAUUUGCAAAUAAUCGGAGUUACUUAUGUGUAUAACCUGUGUUUCACAGCUCUGACCAGAUGCAGCAUUUUGACUUUUAUGGCCUAUUGUUUCAUUAAUGACCAUGCUGCUUUAGAAAUAUAACAUGGGGAAUAUAGUUGCAUAAAGCAUAUUUCAGAGGGCUUUGAAAUGCAGAACCAGAAGCGACGGAAUUCCUCCAUACAUUUUCCAUUAGCUAUUCCCUGUGUAAUGUGAGCCUGGAUUUUCACAACUUGAAGCUCCCAUCAGUAUUGUUUGCCAAAUCACUAGAUUUCUUAUUUUACUGUUUUCCACUUCGGGUGCUUCAUUCCCAUUUUCUAAGACUAGUUUCCUGCUCUUAGGAGUCUCAGUGUUCUGGUUCUACCUCUUGAGCUCAGGUGUCCUCACUGAGUGUUUGUCUUCAGUAGAAUUUUCCCAGAAUAGACACAGGCAGGAUCAGAUAUGUGAGCUUCCCUUUCAUUUUAAUAUGAGGAAAAACCAUCCUUCAGAGACAAAGCACCACUUAUAAGUGUGUUUCUGGGUAAGAUAGAACCUUUGUUUAAGCUGCUGAUUGUUCCUGAUCCAAAUUUCUCUGCACACCGAGCUUUAUGGUAAGUGUGGUAGAACUAGAUGCACUGCACAAUCACAAGCCAGGAUCACUGCUAAGAUUCAAAUAACCACUCUUACCACAGAGAAGCAUUCACUUCUGAAACAAGCACAAUUAGCUAAAUGUGUUUUCUUCAGUUGGUUCAACAAAAUAAGGUGUUGUUAUAUAGAAUUUGAGCCCCUUUGGAAUAAGGUUUUAGAUACUUUUGCUGUUGCCUCUGCCUUACAUAUAGUAAAUUUAAAGUUACAGAAUGUGUUCACAAGACUAGUUCAUCGGGUUCAGUUUGUCUUUGAAUCAAGCUUCACUUAGGAGCCAGUUGGGUAUUAUUAGUCACAAAUGCAGAGUGACACUUUGAAGGAUGUUCUGUUGAGGGGAGGCCAGCUUGAUCCCCAAAUUGUUGAUUAUGCCUAAUGGCUCUCUAACCACGAUAUCAUUUGCAAACCCUAGCUACAGAUCUGUCCUGUGAAUCCCACCAGACGGGGCUUCACAUUUAUGUUACAGAUCGCUAGCCAGGGAUAUUGCUUGUGAUGCCAGUAGAAGCACAGAUUGUAGAGAAGAACCAUCGUGGGAAGUCCUCAGUGUUAAAUUGUGUGUGUGCCCCUCUCUUACACAUUCCAGCCAGCCGGUCGUUGAAUUCUCACUUUCAAAAGAUUUAACCCAUUCUUCUAGUCAUAUUGUGAUGACCAACAAUCAUUUUCUAAUUUUUGGUAAGAUUGGAAAACACUUAAGAAGACUUUCCCAGUUAAACCUAUGACAGUGUCAAUUUAAAUGUUGCAAUUAAGUAUAUUCUGAAAUAACUGCAACAAAAUUGAAAUGUGCCAGUAUGUCAGCUUUGCACCUGAAAGAUAAUGUAUAUUUGGAAAGCUAUGCUUCUCUAAAUAAAUACAUGUUAAUAAGUAAGCCAUAUCACACUUUAAUAAAUUGUAUAUACUUUCCCAUAUAUGCUUUCAGAAACCAGGUAUUUUGCAUAAUGAUUGAUUUUAGAAAGAUUUUGAAGCUGGAGUCUGUCCAUGUAAUUUAAAAUCAAACUAUAGUAUAUGUAUAUGUACUGAAUUUGCAAUCUUCAAAUUGUAAUUUCCUAUACAUUUAUUAAAGUAUUGUUUUGCCAUGUGGUUUAUUAAAAAAAUGAAAGUGUA
This is a messenger RNA of Bubalus bubalis (water buffalo), 5780 nucleotides long. RefSeq names its product solute carrier family 30 member 4 (gene SLC30A4). The record is from RefSeq and is a predicted model, not a curated record. The coding region runs from base 258 to 1547 and encodes 429 amino acids. NCBI's taxonomy places the organism in Eukaryota, Metazoa, Chordata, Mammalia, Artiodactyla, Bovidae. The transcript has 8 exons. Gene Ontology annotation, biological process: zinc ion transmembrane transport; response to zinc ion. Gene Ontology annotation, cellular component: plasma membrane. Gene Ontology annotation, molecular function: zinc ion transmembrane transporter activity.